This is a messenger RNA of Yamadazyma jaroonii, 633 nucleotides long. NCBI's taxonomy places the organism in Eukaryota, Fungi, Ascomycota, Pichiomycetes, Serinales, Debaryomycetaceae. The record is from the annotation of a GenBank genome assembly.
AUGUAUCCAAGAGAAAAGAUAAAGCAAAGAGGUUUUAACUUGUAUGAUGUUUCCGAUGAUGGUUGUAAAAGGUUGAUGUUCUUGAAUUUAGUCAAAUAUAGAAACGGUGAAUUACCUGGAGUUACGUUGAAAAAUGAUACAGUAACUGUAGAUAGAACCGUAUUCAAAGAACCCUUGGAAUCAAUCUUUAUUAGACAAGGACCUUUUAUUUCCCCAGAUGAAGUUUUGAGUAAUAGUAGGAAUACCAUUGUGGAGGUGCCAAUCAAACCAAGAGAAGAGUUCCCUGAUAUUAAAUUACCAGACUCGGAAUUAUUGAGAGUUUUGCAUUAUUACGCAAGUCAUCGACUGGAAGAACAAUAUUGGAACAUAAAGGGAAAAUAUGAUGAGUCAGCCUUGUUACAAUUGGGAAUGUUAGUUGAAAAUUGGGUUGACGAAGCUGUGACGCAGUCCGUAGCCCGUUUGUUUACUGAGAGAAAAGUACGGACUCUGUUAGAUGAACAGGAGGAUCAUAAUGAACAAGAAAUUGAACAAGAAAACGACGACGAGAACGACGACGAAAAUGAUGACGAAAAUGAAAAUGGAAACGAAAUUGACGAAAACCAUCAAGAUGAUGAUAAUGAUAAUGAUAAUUGA